AUCUGUCUAGCCCAACCCCCCCCUCCCCCAACCCUUCGGCUCUUGGUGGGGAAAUUUCGCAGAACAUCCGGUCUGGUCCCUCCCUCACUCUUCAGUCGUCUCCUGAACGCAGGAGAACCCCUCGAAUCCCCUCCAUCGUCGAGUCGCGUGCCCCUCGAAAAGCCGAUACACGGUCGAUAGUGCCAGCCAAUUCCACAGUAGAACCGUCAAGAUGAGUGCCGCGGACGGCGACGCCUUCAACCUCCAGCGGGACUAUGUCUACAUCCCAGCUUUCAUGCUCGUCGCGGGCACCCUCAUCGUCAAGAGGGAGUGGACAAUCUACGCGCUGCUGAUUGCCCUCGUUUUUGGUGGCUGGAACAUAUGGACUCUCCAGAUCCGGCCUGUCCUGAAGCCCAACGUUUUCCAGGAGUUUGAGCUCCAAGAAAAAACCAUCAUAUCCCACAACGUCGCCAUCUACCGCUUCAAGCUCCCUCGUGCCGCCGACAUCCUCGGCCUGCCCAUCGGGCAGCACAUCUCCAUUGGCGCCCAGCUGCCCCAGCCCGAUGGCACCACCAAGGAGAUCGUCCGCUCGUACACUCCGAUCUCUGGCGACCACCAGCCCGGCUUCUUUGACCUGCUCAUCAAGUCCUACCCCAAGGGCAACAUCUCGAAGCACAUGGCCUCCCUCAUGGUCGGCCAGACCAUCCGCGUCCGCGGCCCCAAGGGCGCCUUUGUCUACGAGCAGAACAUGUGCAAGCACUUUGGCAUGAUUGCCGGCGGCACCGGUAUCACCCCCAUGCUCCAGAUCAUCCGCGCCAUCGUCCGCGGCCGCCCCGAGGGCGAUGUCACCCAGGUCGACCUCAUCUUUGCCAACGUCACCGAGCAGGACAUCCUGCUCCAGGAGGACCUGGACGCGCUCGUCAAGGAGGACUCGGGUAUCCGCGUGCACUACGUCUUGGACAAGCCCCCCGAGGGCUGGACUGGCGGUGUUGGCUAUGUCACGGCUGAGAUGAUCCAGAAAUGGCUCCCCAAGCCCGCCGACAAGGUCAAGAUCCUCCUCUGUGGCCCUCCCCCCAUGGUCAGUGGCCUCAAGAAGACCACCGAGAGCCUCGGCUACAAGAAGGCCCGCCCCGUCAGUAAGCUCGAGGACCAGGUCUUUGCCUUUUAGACGAGAGUGGUAUAUCUCCACUGGGCCAUAUUUUCACCGAGAAAACGGAUCGACAAUGAUGUCUGACGCAAUCUUAUGAGAAUGUACGAGUGCCUGAUGAAUAUAAUAACGCGAGUGGUGAGAUGA
Emericellopsis atlantica is the source of this 1273-nucleotide messenger RNA. RefSeq names its product oxidoreductase FAD-binding domain-containing protein. The record is from RefSeq and is a predicted model, not a curated record. Gene Ontology annotation, molecular function: oxidoreductase activity. NCBI's taxonomy places the organism in Eukaryota, Fungi, Ascomycota, Sordariomycetes, Hypocreales, Bionectriaceae. The coding region runs from base 212 to 1147 and encodes 311 amino acids. Gene Ontology annotation, cellular component: endoplasmic reticulum. The transcript has 4 exons.